Molecule: messenger RNA, 1921 nt
Organism: Ostrea edulis (European flat oyster)
Lineage: Eukaryota; Metazoa; Mollusca; Bivalvia; Ostreida; Ostreidae
Product: mucin-2-like
Exons: 4
Coding region: 635-1261 (208 amino acids)
Source: RefSeq, a predicted model, not a curated record
UUCUCGAGAGGGACGUUAAACAAUAUUCAGUCAAUCAAUCAAUGGACCAAUGGCCUCUCAAGGUCAUUUUAGAAAGAUGAAUGUCACGCAGAACAGGAAAAACGUUCUUUAUUUCAAGUUUUUUAGUGAUUAAAUAUGGACGUUUUGCAUGUAAUUAAUUUUUUUUUUUUUUACCAAAUUUACUUGUAAUACACGUGCAAGAAAGAUUAGUACAUAGAAGUCAGACUAGUCAAUGAAUAUAACAGAAACAUAAUCUAUCAAUAAGCUUUACCUGUAUAAGCAGGUAGACGAGAGUGGUUGUAUUUCUAGUUUACCAAUAAAAGCUUGUUUAGAAUAUUUUAAAAAAUCUAUUUUUAGGCCAGGCAAUUAGAAUAUAUUUACAUACUUAAGGAUGGGGAAUAUUGAAAGACAGGUCUAAAAUGCCAAUUGUUUGCCAUAUUGAAUUUUGGAUGCCUUGAUAACAGAGCGUUUGUCACAACGGAUGGCAACGGAAGAUGCAUUUUAGUGAAAUCAAUAGGCAACUAAUAGGCAUGUACCGUAUCUAUUUACUACCACUUAUGGAAAUGAUCAAAACUGAUGAAAUCUUUAGUAAGGGGUUGAUCUGAAAACAAUUCACACCUGUGUUAUGAUCUAAAUGAUGAAGACGUGUAUUGCAGCUUGUAUCGUUUGUCUAUGUAGUUGCUGUUAUCCAAACGAGUGCAGCAGGGACGUGUUUCGGUCAUCUCUUGAAUUCAUGGAUAUAUCUGUUCGUAACAACGACCUGUGGUCUGUGAUACCACAGUAUGAAGACAUGGGAGCAUGCGCCAAGAAAUGUGCCUUCUUCUCCAGCUGCCAGUCCUUUACAUAUAACAGAAUAACGAAAUAUUGUCGGGGUCAUUCUGAGAUUUUUGAUGUGCAAUCGAGAGAUUUCAUUCCGGAUCCAGGAGCACAGUACUACUAUUCUAAUGCUCAGAUUCCAACGACACCAAUGACCACAACAACAAAGAAGUCAAGUGGCAAGGGGAGAGGUCAAGCAAUUACGUCACUCGCACCCAACGUUACUGAAGCGGAGCAGUUUCCGUCGUCAACAUUUCAAGUUCCGGAAUCAACCACAACACCUCAAGUUCCGGAAUCAACCACAACACCUCAAGUUCCGGAAUCAACCACAACACCUCAAGUUCCGGAAUCAACCACAACACCUCAAGUUCCGGAAUCAACCACAAUGUCAACCACAAAAUCUGAUGUUCCGGAGUCAACCUCAGCGUCAACUACAACACUUUAAGUUCCAGGGAUAUACACUCCAUCUGAAACUGAAGCGACACAAUAUAACGUAAUAUGCAGUCGUAACACACAGCAUUAGUGUAUGAGAUGAAAACAUUACACGAGAAAACUAACCCAGUCAGAGAGUGCCCUGCCCAGAACUUAAACUUCAUAUUCGUGUUAUUGUAUUAUCUUUCAAGUUCUUAUUAGAAGUGAUAGAAAUGAUUUUCUUUUACCAAAACUGUGCUCUGUUUUUUUUUUAAAAAUAAAAAUGUUUGCAAAAAUUGGUACUUUAACUUUUGAGAAACAAUAUCAGAUCACUUUUUAUACUAUGUACAUAUUCCAACUGACUGCAUAUUUUAUGCACGAAAUAUGAAAAUUUAUUAAUUCGAUGUCUGUUAUGAAAAAUAAGCAAAUAUAGUUUUUUUUAAACUUUACAAUUAAGAUAUGCAUAGAGUCUCAGGAUAGUAGUUAUCAUACUUUAUCCAACUUGGAUAAUUGAUUUAUUCUUGAAUAAUAAUUCAUGAAUGCAUUCAAAAGACUAUAUGUCAAUUAAGUAUAAAACAUCCCUUUCAUUUAUAAUAUCAAAUUCACCAAUUUAAAAGUAAAGAUAUUGCUGUGGUAAGUUUGGAUACGUCAAUAUAUGGGUACCUGUAAAGUGCGAAACGAAACGAAAUCUACC